Messenger RNA from Phymastichus coffea, 3502 nucleotides. It is a transcript of the gene shakB, whose product is annotated as innexin shaking-B. Gene Ontology annotation, cellular component: plasma membrane; gap junction. Gene Ontology annotation, molecular function: gap junction channel activity. NCBI's taxonomy places the organism in Eukaryota, Metazoa, Arthropoda, Insecta, Hymenoptera, Eulophidae. The record is from RefSeq and is a predicted model, not a curated record. Bases 568 to 1689 code for a protein of 373 amino acids. The transcript has 5 exons.
AAGCUCGACGCAUUGCGUUAUACGCUAUCCGUCUCUUUCUCGCUCGCUCGCUCGCUCGCUGGCUCGCUCACUCCGAUGGUCGUUUCUAUUCCUGGAGCAGCACCCUGAGUGUCGAGCAGCGCGAGCAGCGCGAGCAGCGCGGAGCGCUAGUUGGCCGCCGACGCUCCGUCGAACUCGACGAGUCCGCUGUGGUGCAUCGUGCGACCGACGACGCCCGUCUCCAGCAAAUUGAGCUCGGACUCGGCAAACUGCAGUCAGUCGGAAGAGAAAAGGAAGGAGGGCGCGGCCAGUGCAGGCAAAAUGCGCAGCAAGGGCGCGGGCAGGCAGCGCGUCUGAGCGAGACACUGGGCCGGAAGAUGCCGCCGAGGAGGCUGGCGACGGAGGGAUGAGCGGACGAGGGCAGCAUGACUGGUCGGUCGGCCGGGCGCGGCCGGUCCGCCAGAUGACGCCGAGCGGCAAGCAUGCCGCGCGCUCCUGGUCCCGGUCGUCGGGUGACGAGAGAUCGGGCCGCCGGCAGCUCGGCCGGAGGACGACGCACCGCCGCCGCCGCUGAUCCAAGCCUGCAAGAUGUUGGACAUAUUCCGCGGCCUCAAGAGCCUCAUCAAAGUAUCGCACAUACACAUCGACACCGCGGUCUUCCGGCUGCACUACAGCCUGACGGUCAUCCUGCUGAUCGCCUUCUCGCUGAUCGUCACCACCAGGCAGUACGUCGGCAACCCCAUCGACUGCAUACACAGCAAGGACCUGCCCGAGGACGUGCUCAACACGUACUGCUGGAUACACAGCACCUACACCAUCACCGCCGCCUACAGGAAGAAGGAGGGCAUCGACGUGCCCUUCCCCGGCGUUGACAACUCCAAGUCCUACCCCGACACCGAGCGCAAGGAGUAUCGCUAUUACCAGUGGGUCUGCUUCAUGCUCUUCCUGCAGGCGAUCCUGUUCUACACGCCGCGCUGGCUGUGGAAGGGCUGGGAGGGCGGCAAGAUCCACGCGCUGAUGAUGGACCUUGACAUCGGGCUGUGCAGCGAGGUGGAGAAGAAGCAGAAGAAGAAGAUGCUGCUGGACUACCUGUGGGAGAACCUGCGCUACCACAACUGGUGGGCCUACAGGUACUACCUGUGCGAGGUGCUGGCCCUGCUGAACGUCAUCGGCCAGAUGUUCCUGAUGAACCGGUUCUUCGACGGCGCCUUCCUCACCUUCGGCAUCGACGUGCUGCGCUUCCUCGAGAGCGACCAGGAGGACCGCAUCGACCCGAUGAUCUACGUGUUCCCCCGAAUGACCAAGUGCACCUUCUACAAGUACGGCGUGAGCGGCGAGGUGGAGCGCCACGACGCCGUCUGCAUUCUGCCGCUGAACGUGGUCAACGAGAAGAUCUACGUGUUCCUCUGGUUUUGGUUCCUGUUCCUGGGCGUGCUCAGCCUGCUGACCGUCAUCUACCGGAUCGUCAUCAUCUUCUCGCCGCGGACGCGGGUCUACCUGCUGCGGCUGCGCUUCCGGCUGGUGCGCCGCGAGGCCGUCGAGACGAUAGUCCGGCGCAGCAAGGUCGGCGACUGGUUCCUGCUCUACAUGCUGGGCGAGAACCUCGACACCGUCAUCUAUCGGGACGUCAUGCACGAGUUCGCCAAUCGGCUGGCCUCCAGGCACCACCAUAGCGUGCCGGGCGUCAAGGGCGAGCUGCAGGAGGCCUGAGACCCUCCGGCCGCCAUGGCAGCUAGCCGAGCGGAUUAGCCGUUUGUGCUGCGACCUACGCGUUCGGCCUCCUCGUCGGGUCGGUCUCCUCGUCGGCCUCCUCGUGGCUGUCUGAGCCGGGCUAGCGCCAGCUCUGCUCGCCUCGAUCUCGUUCUACUGUUACUGUUUGCUGUUCGGUUGCUUCUUCGACGGUCCGCAUUUUCCUUGGUUCCUCAACUCGGCCAUCGCAGACGCAGCUAUACCGACGCUAUAGUCUCUGCCGAACGAGAGUCGAGACAAAUCGUCAGCUGACUGACUGGUGUCUCUUCAUUUUGCGGUUUUCGAUCCGCAUGUCGUGGUCGCUCGAACCAAAUAUUGUACACAAGCCGCUCUUCGAGUGUGCACGCCCGCGGCGCUGCUGCUGAAUCGCGGGCUUCGCGUUAAUGGGGCCAAAAGCAGUCUGAGCCAAUAGUAAUAAUGAUAAUAAUUAAAGCAAUAAUAACGACAUUAAUAAUUAAUAACAUAAUCAUAAAAAUUAUAACGAUAGCCGUAAUUAUAUAUUAACAAUAAUGUAGUAUUAAUGAUCAUGUUAACGAUGAAAUGGUCAAGUAGCGAACGGCGUAGGGGAAUAUACGAGGAAAAAGUUUGGAAUAGUCGAGUUUGAUGAGGCAAGGUGGACGGUUACUUAGCUGAAGGCUGCGCGAAGAUGGAGAAGGUGCUCUGCGCCCAGUAGUGAGCGUCGAACGGGGACGCGAGCGGCUCUCAAAUGUAUGUGUAUACGCGUGGCUGUGGUCUCAUUGUAAUGACAACUAGUGGAGCGCGUCGCAAGCUAGAUUAUAACGCGUACAACGAACGAAUAUACACAUAGGGGAUGCCAUAGUGCGAGUGCGCUGACGAGCGUGGAGCUGUAAUCGAAUUAAGCAGUUGCCUAGUUGUGUUUCUUUUGAAAGAUUGCAGCGUUAUGCAGCGCGCAGUUAUGUAAAACGCGGGAAUGAAAGCUUACGUAAAAGGGCUGCGGCAUUCUAAUGAAAAUAUCUAAUUCACGGUCAGUUUUCUGUCGCGUCAAAUUGAAAAAUACCCAGCAAGCCAAAUGCAAAUGAUCGACGUGCACGUGUCAGUGAGGGCGUCGUCCGCGCAACUACUGAUACACGAGAGGCCUCGAUCGAGUCUAUGUCGGCGAUUCGCGGCCCAACUACAAUCUAGCGGAUUCCGUCGCGGACGUACCGCUAGAGCCCAUCAGUCGACGAGGACAAUGUCGAAGAAUCAAGUUACGCGACAGAAUCAUAUCGAUGAAUUGUAAGCCAAGCGCGUGUAAUGACGGCGUACAUUAGUAAUACAAGUACGCUGUGCAUCUGUCAAGCUCGCAGCUGCCGAGGUAACGCAAAGAGUAAACAUUAGCAAGCAACUUGAAGAAUCGACCGAGCAGAUGUAUUGUCGAAUGUUGUAGAAAGCGCCUUAAUUCGAUAACGACAUUGACACCUGUGCCUUGUAGCUCGUUGUCUUUACGCGUAACUUGACUCGGCUUCGUAUUCAACGUAAUUGUAUUCGUUAGUCAUUGUACUGCCUUCGAAUUUCGCCUUAUUUCUAUCAUCCCCUAUCAAAUGAUACAAAGUUAUCUAGUAAUAAUUGCUAACAGUACAUACACACACACACACACACACACACACGCGCACACACAUUUGUAUAAUUUUCAAAUUAUAAACUGUUUUAUCGGUCAUUUCGUAGUUGAAACUAGCGUAUAAUUAACAAUGCACUGCAAGCGUGUAUUUUAAGGAAUAAUAUAUAUCGAGUUUAUUACGAAUGUUUAUUUUUAAAAUGAAUAAAUCAACUUUAC